AUGCACAUUUGUAGCAUUGUUUUUAGAUGUUUUUCAUGUGCCUCUGCGGAUUAUGAAAUAUUAUUUGACAGAUUCAAAAAUCUAAAAGAAUCUUUAAGUUAUCCACACUUUGGAGAUAUUUGUGAUGACGCCGAAAAACUUAUUGCUAUGGCACCUAUCGAAAUAUGUUCUACUACAUGUGUUUCAAUAUUGGAGCCUCAAUAUUUUGGCGGUGUUCAGUCCAUGCACACUCCAUAUACAUAUAUUCGCGGCUGUACAGGCACGAUAUUCACCGAAGUAAAAAAUCGGCCACCUGAAAUUGAUUUCCUCCAUAAUGAGGAAAUAUGCCUUCCACUUCGCUUAUCACAAAUUUGGCCUACAAUUCAAACCGAUGAGCACGUUCAGGUUUUUUUUAUUCUUAAGAUUCUUGCAUCUAAUAAAAUUUAA
Dracunculus medinensis (Guinea worm) is the source of this 426-nucleotide messenger RNA. NCBI's taxonomy places the organism in Eukaryota, Metazoa, Nematoda, Chromadorea, Rhabditida, Dracunculidae. The record is from the annotation of a GenBank genome assembly.